AUGGCGGAUCAAAUCAACAUGAACGGCCUCAGCAUUGCUGAUGGCCACGCGCGCUCCUAUAUCCCUCCCCACCUGCGCGGCCGUGGUGGUGCCAGCGCUGCCCCCCCCCUGCCGCAGAAAACGGCGUUGCUCCGGCUCCGGCUCCGGCCCCGGCUCUGGCCCCUGGUCCUCCUGUCCCUGGCCCUCUUCCUGGCGCUGCUCCUGGCGCUGCUCCUACCAACGGCGGCGGCUCUUGGUCUGGGUGGCUAUGGCGGCGGUAGAAACUUUGGCGGCGAAGCCCCGGCGGGCGGCUUCCAGGGUAACAACCGACGUGGCGGCUGGGGCGGCCGUGGUGGUUACUCCGGUGGUGGUGGCCACGAGGGUGGCCAGGGCGGCGGCCAAGGCGGCGGCAAUUAUUCUGCACGCGGCUCUGGUGAUGGCCAGUGGCGCGAUGGCAAACAUAUUCCCGGCCCUGCCAACCCACGCGUUGAGCGUGAGCUUUUUGGUACCGCCGACGACCCUUCGAAGCAGCACACUGGUAUCAACUUCGAGAAGUAUGACGACAUUCCUGUCGAGGCUUCCGGCCACGAUGUCCCAGAGCCUGUUCACAACUUCACCUCGCCCCCUCUGGACGAGCAUCUGUGCCGCAACAUCGAGCUUGCCCGCUACAAGACCCCCACGCCUGUUCAGAAGUACUCUAUCCCCAUUGUCAUGGGUGGUCGUGAUCUGAUGGCUUGUGCCCAGACCGGUUCUGGCAAGACGGGUGGUUUCCUUUUCCCUAUCCUCGGCCAGUCCUUCAUCAAUGGACCCUCGGCCGUUCCCGGCGGUGCUCCUGGCCAGUUCGGUCGCCAGCGCAAGGCCCACCCCACCGCCCUUGUCCUGGCCCCCACUCGUGAGCUCGUCUCUCAGAUCUAUGAGGAGUCUCGCAAGUUUGCUUACCGCUCUUGGGUUCGCCCUUGCGUCGUGUACGGUGGUGCCGAUAUUGGCUCUCAGCUCCGUCAGAUUGAGCGUGGAUGCGAUCUGCUCGUCGCCACCCCCGGUCGACUUGUCGAUCUCAUUGAGCGUGGCCGCAUCUCUCUGUGCAACAUUAAGUACCUUGUGCUCGACGAGGCCGAUCGCAUGCUGGACAUGGGUUUCGAGCCCCAGAUUCGCCGCAUUGUCGAGGGCGAGGACAUGCCCGGUGUCACUGACCGUCAGACUCUCAUGUUCUCGGCCACCUUCCCCCGCGAUAUCCAGGUGCUCGCUCGCGAUUUCCUCAAGGACUACGUCUUCCUUUCCGUUGGUCGCGUUGGUUCCACCUCGGAGAACAUUACCCAGAAGGUUGAGUAUGUUGAGGAUGUCGACAAGCGCUCAGUCCUCCUUGAUAUUCUCCACACCAACGCUGGUGGCCUCACCCUCAUUUUCGUUGAGACCAAGCGCAUGGCCGAUUCGCUCUCCGACUUUCUCAUCAACCAGAGCUUCCCCGCCACCUCUAUUCACGGCGACCGCACUCAGCGUGAGCGUGAGCGUGCUCUCGAGUUUUUCCGUAACGGCCGCUGCCCCAUUAUGGUGGCUACUGCUGUCGCUGCUCGUGGUCUCGAUAUCCCCAACGUUACUCACGUCGUAAACUACGACCUGCCCACCGACAUCGACGACUACGUUCAUCGUAUUGGUCGUACCGGUCGUGCUGGUAACACUGGUAUCGCCACCGCUUUCUUCAACCGUGGCAACCGGGGUGUUGUUCGUGAGCUCUUGGAUCUUCUCAAGGAGGCGAACCAAGAGGUCCCUUCAUUCCUCGAGGCCAUUGCGCGUGAGUCUUCCUUCGGCGGCGGUGGUCGCGGUGGUCGCUCCCGCGGCGGCGGCGGCGGCGGCCGUGGUGCUGCCAACCGCGAUUACCGCAAGGUGGGCGGCCCGGGUGGCCUCGGCGGCGGCUUCGGAAGCGGCCAGGGCGGUGGUAGCUUCGGUGGUGGCCAGGGUGGCUACAGCGGUGGCGGUGGCGGCUACAACGGCGGUGGCGGCGGCUACGGCGGUGGCGGUGGUGGUGGCAGUUACGGUAACCCCUCCGGCCCUGGCAACCAGUCUUGGUGGUAA
This is a messenger RNA of Cordyceps militaris CM01, 2049 nucleotides long. RefSeq names its product ATP-dependent RNA helicase DED1. The transcript is spliced from 2 exons. Bases 1 to 2049 code for a protein of 682 amino acids. Gene Ontology annotation, cellular component: nucleus. Gene Ontology annotation, molecular function: ATP binding; RNA helicase activity; RNA binding. NCBI's taxonomy places the organism in Eukaryota, Fungi, Ascomycota, Sordariomycetes, Hypocreales, Cordycipitaceae. The record is from RefSeq and is a predicted model, not a curated record.